Molecule: messenger RNA, 2016 nt
Organism: Punica granatum (pomegranate)
Lineage: Eukaryota; Viridiplantae; Streptophyta; Magnoliopsida; Myrtales; Lythraceae
Source: RefSeq, a predicted model, not a curated record
CAGUCAUCCUUCGAAUAUAAAUCCAAAUCUCUCAACCAGAGUUUUGUUCUUCGCGUCUGCAUUCUCCAUCUCCAUCACCUCCCCAUUAUGACUCCUCUUGAAAGGACAGUGAUGAGGGGGCGGCUCGCACUCGCUGUCUUUUGGGUCCUAAUGGUCCAUUCCGUCACUGGCCGUUCCAUAAGAGGGAUCAUAUCCGACGGCAUGGAUCGGCUCGGGGGGCAGGGCCAGGUCCUUGGUCUCAGGACAACGACCGUGACUUGCACCCCAACUUACGGGUUCCUGCCCUGCACGACGGAGGUGUGGGGAGAGCUGUUCCUGAUAAUAGUUUAUGAGUACUUGUUGGCAGUCGCAUCACAUUAUGUGUCCUCAGGGUCGGAUUUGUUCUUUCGGAUGUUCGGGACGGGUAUCUUUGGGGCCAGUUUGUUCCAAAUGCUCGGCAGCAUUCCUCAAGUGGUGAUUAUGCUUGUUUCGGCGCUUUCAUCGAGCUCGGACACGAUCGAGACAAUGGCAACCAUGAUGAUGGGGAUGCUUGCGGGCUCGGCCAUCAUGAGCUUCACCUUGAUAUGGGGCUCCAUCAUUGUUUUUGGUAGCCAUGAUCUCUCUGGGUCCAACAACUCUUCAUCUUCAUCUUCCUCGGCAUCCUCGUCCCCCUUCAGCCUCCCGAAAUUUAAGCAACUAUACAGCUCAAGUUAUGGAGUGCAAACUGAUGCAGAAACAAAGAACGUAGCAAGCCUCACACUCCUAUCAAUGGUCCCUCUCCUCAUUCUUCAACUAGCAAAAAUCCUCUCUUCAUCCACGGCUCAGAGGAUAGUUGUCCUAAUUGCUCUCAUUGUCACCGCAAUUUUCCUCUUCAUCUACUGCAAUUACGAGGUAUUUAAGCCGUGGAUUCAGGAGAAGAGAUACGAGUCUCUCUUGCGAAGGCAUGUCCAGGAGAGCAUGCUGAAGAGAUAUCUGACCACUGCCGGGAAGCCGAAUGAGCCUCUCAUUAAAGAGCUGUUCCGUAGGAUUGACAAGAACAGAAACAAGCAAAUAUCUGAAAAUGAACUGUAUGCAUUCAUCCUCGGGGUUCAAAUAGAGGAAGCAGGUUUCCAUACCGACGAUUCCACUCAGAGGGUGAUGAAGGAGUUCGACCUCACGCAGGAUUCCCAAAUAAGUGAGAAGGAAUUCAUCCAAGGCAUCUCAAAGUGGCUCGAUGAGGCUAUGGUAUUGCCAUCAGCAGCUAGUAGUCGCAAUCAAAGGAAUGCUUCCAACAACACUUCACAGGGAAAUAUGAUCGAAGAGCAGCAAAGCCUAAUUUCCCAGGACGAGAACGGUACUACCCCGACAACUAGUACUAGUACUACUAAGCCAAGUGGAAAAGCCUGGUGGAAUUACACAAAGGCCGGGUCUCUGAUAAUACUAGGAACCGGGAUAAUGAUCCUGAUUGGAAUGCCCCUCAUGGUGAAUAUUCAAAGUUUUGCCACCGCCGUAGGUAUUCCUUCAUUUUUAGUUACGUACGUUGUAGUUCCACUCUCCAUGGGCUACCGGCAAGUAAUAGCUGCCGUAACUUCUGCAAGGAAGAAGACUGUUAAGGAUAUCUCCUUAUCGUUUUCAGAGAUAUAUAACGGGGUGUUCAUGAACAACUUAAUGGGGCUGGCGACGUUCCUGUUGCUCGUGUACAUAAAGGACAUCACGUGGGACGUGUCGGCAGAAGUUCUUCUUGUGUUGCUGAUAUGCACUCUGAUGGGCUGCCUCAGCAGCCUCGUCACCAAGUUCCCAUUGUGGAUUGGGCUUCUUGCUUACAUUCUCUACCCGGUUUCUCUUAUUCUCCUCUAUGUUCUCACCUCUGUCUUUGGUUGGUCUUGAUUUAUUAUCAUGAGUCUGAGUUGAGUAUUGUCUCUUCUGGGAAAACAAGGAACUUAAUUAUUGUCUUAAAUCAGAAACUAGAAGGGGCCUGUGGAUCCUCAGCAGGACAUUGCAAUUGUUAAGCAACCCAAUUUAGGAAAUCAAUUAUGAAUGAUGUUCAUUCUUCAGUCA